Zeugodacus cucurbitae (melon fly) is the source of this 1372-nucleotide messenger RNA. RefSeq names its product protein TsetseEP-like. The transcript has 2 exons. The record is from RefSeq and is a predicted model, not a curated record. Lineage: Eukaryota; Metazoa; Arthropoda; Insecta; Diptera; Tephritidae. The coding region runs from base 1 to 1164 and encodes 387 amino acids.
AUGUACAAGUUAACGAUUAUUCUGCUAAGCCUUAUAGCAGGCACAGCCUUCAGUGCUUCAAGCAAUAAUGUGCUACGUAACACAGAGCUCAAUAUAUUGCAAUUAAUGGUGGACACGCGAGACCAGCAACGCGCCAACCCGGAACAAAGUUUAGCCUGCUUUGACUAUUACCUCAAAGUUUUGGACGAUCACAACGAGGAGUACCGACUAGGCUUUGCAGCGUGCUUGGACGAAGCUGAUGAUAAAAGGAGCAAUGUCGAUGCUGCCACACAACCGGAACGCGAUGAGAUUGAGCAGUCCGCGAAGACAUCAUGUGAGGCGCUGAACGUUUGCGCUAAACUAGUUGGAUCUGUCGACUAUUUCAGUUGCUUCUCGAGUACUGGCAAAGAAAGCACCGAAAGCAUGUACGAGAUUUCAGCAAAUGCUGGCGAAUCAUUGGCAAAGGUGCGCGAAGAAUAUCGCGUAAUAGAAAGUGCUGAAUACCGUUGUACGAAUGCAACUGAGCGUCUUUACGUGGAGAAAACCUAUAAGACUAACCAGGAACUGCAAAGCUGUCUUCGAGGCGAAUCGUCUGUACCAACGACUGUUGCUCCCCCAGAAGUAUCCACCUCUAAUCCAGAAACCACACCUGCACCAGUAGAGACAACUCCCGAGACUUCAGUGGUACCUGGAGAACCUGAAACCACACCUGCACCAGUAGAGACAACUCCCGAGACUACAGUGGUACCCGGUGAACCAGAAACUACGCCUGCACCAGUAGAGACAACUCCCGAGACUACAGGGGUACCCGGUGAACCAGAAACCACACCUGCACCAGUAGAGACAACUCCCGAGUCUACAGUGGUACCCGGUGAACCAGAAACUACACCUGCACCGGUAGAGACAACUCCCGAGUCUACAGUGGUACCCGGUGAACCAGAAACUACACCCGCACCAGUAGAGACAACUCCCGAGUCUACAAUGGUACCUGCUGAACCAGAAACUACACCUGCACCGGUAGAGACAACUCCCGAGUCUACAGUGGUACCCGGUGAACCAGAAACCACACCCGCACCCGAGCCAGAAGCAACAACAGAAAGUGAUUUCAUGCCUGAAGAAGAUCUGUUUGCUAUGCGAAAACUUCUCGCUAGACUAAAAAGCAGACUUGCAUUGAGCAAGCACUAAACUGAAUAGUUGAAAUCAAUUAAAAUCAAAAAUUAACUAUCUAUGUUAUCGGAUUUAGUAUUAAAUUGAGAAAUCAUUUAUCAAAAAAAAAUAAAAUAGAAAUUAAAAGUCAUUAUUUUCUAAGAAUUCGAAAAAACUAUUUACAAAUUGUAUUAAUUCAAGAGUACAAACUCUAUUUUAUAAAUAUACCCUUAUUGGAAGAACUCAA